Delphinapterus leucas (beluga whale) is the source of this 2707-nucleotide messenger RNA. RefSeq names its product mutS homolog 5 (gene MSH5). Gene Ontology annotation, biological process: mismatch repair; chiasma assembly. Gene Ontology annotation, cellular component: nucleus. Gene Ontology annotation, molecular function: ATP binding; ATP-dependent DNA damage sensor activity; mismatched DNA binding. NCBI's taxonomy places the organism in Eukaryota, Metazoa, Chordata, Mammalia, Artiodactyla, Monodontidae. The record is from RefSeq and is a predicted model, not a curated record.
CUCCCGCAGGCCCGCGGCGUUUAAUGACGCGGUCUCGCGCACGUCGCGACCCAGAGCCUCCAAGGCCAUGGCCUCCGUAGGAGCGACCCCAGGCAGGACGCCGCAGGGACCGGGACCCAGGGAGGCCUCGGCCAGCUUCCCCAGCCCGGCCCCAGUGCCGGACCCCCGGGAGGCCGAGGAGGAGGAAGAGGAGGAGCCCGCGGAGAUUCAUCUGUGUGUGCUGUGGAACUCAGGAUACCUGGGCAUUGCCUACUAUGACACUAGUGACUCCACCAUCUACUUUAUGCCAGAUGCCCCAGACCACGAGAGCCUCAAGCUGCUCCAGAGAGUUCUGGAUGAAAUCGAUCCCCAGUCUGUUGUCACGAGCGCCAAACAGGAUGAGAAUAUGACUCGGUUUCUGGGGAAACUUGCCUCCCAAGAGCACAGAGAGCCUAAGAGACCUGAAAUCAUACUUUUGCCAAGUGCGGAUUUUGGCCUGGAGAUAAGCAAACAGCGCCUCCUUUCUGGAAACUACUCCUUCAUCCCAGACUCCAUGACCGCCACUGAGAAAAUCCUCUUCCUCUCCUCCAUCAUCCCGUUUGACUGCCUACUCACGGUUCGAGCACUUGGAGGGCUGCUGAAGUUCAUGGGUCGAAGAAGAAUCGGGGUUGAACUGGAAGACUAUAACGUCAGCAUCCCCAUCCUAGGCUUUAAGAAAUUUGCGUUGACCCAUCUGGUGAGCAUAGAUCAAGACACUUACAGUGUUCUGCAGAUAUUUAAGAGUGAGCCUCACCCCUCAGUGUACAAAGUGGCCAGUGGACUCAAGGAGGGGCUCAGCCUCUUUGGAAUCCUCAACAGAUGCCGCUGUAAGUGGGGAGAGAAACUGCUCAGGCUAUGGUUCACACGUCCAACCCAGGACCUGGAGGAACUAAAUUCCCGUCUGGAUGUCAUUCAGUUUUUCCUGUUACCCCAGAAUCUGGACAUGGCUCAGAUGCUGCAUCGAUUGCUGGGUCACAUCAAGAACGUGCCUCUGAUUCUUAAACGCAUGAAGUUGUCCCACACCAAGGUCAGUGACUGGCAGGUUCUCUACAAGACAGUGUACAGUGCCCUGGGCCUGAGGGAUGCUUGCCGCUCCCUGCCCCAGUCCAUUCAGCUCUUUCGGGACAUUGCCCAAGAGUUCUCUGAUGACCUACACCACAUUGCCAGCCUCAUUGGGAAAGUGGUGGACUUUGAGGGCAGUCUUGCUGAAAAUCGCUUCACAGUCCUCCCCAACAUAGAUCCUGAAAUUGAUGCGAAAAAACGAAGGCUGACAGGACUUCCCAGUUUCCUCACUGAGGUGGCUCGGAAGGAGCUGGAAAAUCUGGACCCCCGUAUUCCUUCAUGCAGUGUCAUCUACAUCCCUCUGAUUGGCUUCCUUCUUUGUAUUCCCCGCCUGCCUUCCAUGGUGGACACCAGUGACUUUGAGAUUGAGGGUCUGGACUUCAUGUUCCUCUCAGAGGAGAAGCUUCACUAUCGUAGUGCUCGAACCAAGGAGCUGGAUGCAUUGCUGGGGGACCUGCACUGCGACAUCCGGGACCAGGAAACCCUGCUGAUGUACCAGCUGCAGUGUCAGGUGCUGGCACGGGCAGCUGUCUUGACCCGGGUGUUGGACCUCGCCUCCCGCCUGGACGUCCUCUUGGCUCUUGCCAGUGCCGCCCGGGACUAUGGCUACUCAAGGCCCCGUUACUCCCCACGGCUCCUUGGGGUACGAAUCCAGAAUGGCAGGCAUCCUCUGAUGGAGCUCUGUGCCCGAACCUUCGUGCCCAACUCCGCAGAAUGCGGGGGGUACAAAGGGAGGGUCAAAGUCAUCACUGGACCCAACUCCUCAGGGAAGAGCAUAUACCUCAAACAGGUAGGCUUGAUCACAUUCAUGGCCCUGGUGGGCAGCUUUGUGCCAGCAGAGGAAGCCGAAAUCGGGGCAGUAGACGCCAUCUUCACCCGAAUCCAUAGCUGUGAAUCCAUCUCCCUUGGCCUCUCUACCUUCAUGAUCGACCUCAACCAGGUGGCGAAAGCAGUGAACAAUGCCACUGAGCGGUCGCUGGUCCUUAUUGAUGAAUUCGGAAAGGGAACCAACACGGUGGAUGGUCUCGCGCUUCUAGCGGCCGUGAUCCGACACUGGCUGGCGCUUGGGCCCACGUGCCCCCACAUCUUCGUGGCCACCAACUUUCUGAGCCUCAUUCAGCUACAGCUGCUGCCACAGGGGCCCCUCGUGCAGUAUUUGACCAUGGAGACCUGUGAAGAUGGGAAUGACCUUGUCUUCUUCUAUCAGGUUUGCGAAGGUGUUGCCAAUGCCAGCCAUGCCUCCCACACAGCUGCCCAGGCUGGGCUUCCUGAGAAACUCAUUGCUCGUGGCAAGGAGGUCUCAGACUUGAUCUGCAGUGGAGAGCCCAUCAAGCCUGUCAAGGAGCUGCUAAAGGAGAAACAAAUGGAAAAUUGCCAGAUGUUAGUAGACAAGUUUCUGAAACUGGAUUUGGAAGAUCCCAGUCUGGACCUGGACAUUUUCAUGAGUCAGGAAGUGCUGCCUGCUGCCGCCACCAUCCUCUGAGAGUCUUUCCUGGGCUCUCCUCCACAUCCCAAACCCCGGGAGCCUGCCAGGCCCUCUUUGUUUCCUUACCUCCUUCACACCCAGAGUUCUCAGUUUCCCUGGAAAUUUUGUUUCAUGUUAGUAAUAAAGUUUGUUUUGGAGAAA